This is a messenger RNA of Juglans regia (Persian walnut), 2498 nucleotides long. Its product is annotated as potassium transporter 19-like. Bases 153 to 2498 code for a protein of 781 amino acids. Gene Ontology annotation, biological process: potassium ion transmembrane transport. NCBI's taxonomy places the organism in Eukaryota, Viridiplantae, Streptophyta, Magnoliopsida, Fagales, Juglandaceae. The transcript has 9 exons. Gene Ontology annotation, molecular function: potassium ion transmembrane transporter activity. The record is from RefSeq and is a predicted model, not a curated record. Gene Ontology annotation, cellular component: membrane.
CUAGUCCACCAUCAUCCCCACGUUCUACUAGUUCCCGGAGUUUCACCACUGGCGAAUCCGAUAAAGGCGAGAGCGACGAUUCCCGUUUCUCUCAAGCGUCAGCGACAGGAACUGAAGAUGGUCCUACCGCAGCUCCAGACAGGACUUUACGCAUGCAUUUUCGCGUGAAGCUUGAUUUUCCUCGUUUUGCAGGUGAGGACCCCAUUGUCUGGCUUGACCGAGCUAAACAAUAUUUUGCAACUCAGGAAAUUCAGGGCAGGAAGAAGGUGCUGCUCGCUUCCUACCAUCUUGAGGGUGAAGCAAACCAAUGGUGGCAAUGGUAUAACCGGUCUCAUGACGGGAAGACUAUCUCGUGGCAUAAGUUACAGAGACAUGACUCUCUGGACAUCGAGUCCAGCUUGUUUCCAGGCCAUGACUCCAAGGGGGGGAAAAAGGCUGUGAAAUGGUCAGUGAUAUUGCAUCUAGCAUUCCAAAGUAUUGGCGUGGUGUACGGGGACAUUGGAACGUCUCCACUGUACGUGUAUGCGAGCACCUUCACAGAUGGCAUCAAGGACAACGAUGACAUCUUGGGAGUUCUUUCUCUCAUCUUUUAUACUCUCACCUUGAUUCCUCUCUUCAAAUAUGUCUUGAUUGUCUUACAGGCCAACGAUAAUGGCGAAGGAGGGACGUUUGCCUUGUACUCUCUCAUAUGCCGGUAUGCCAAGGUAAGUUUGAUACCCAAUCAGCAGGCCGAGGACGCUGACUUGUCAAAUUACCAGAUGGAGUUGCCAAACAAAGGUCUACAGAGGGCAUCGAGGCUCAAGUCCAGGCUAGAGAAGAGCAACUUUGCUAAGUACUUCCUCUUGUUUGCCUCAAUGCUUGGUACUUCCAUGGUGAUAGGGGACGGCGUUCUCACUCCCUGUAUUUCAGUUUUAUCGGCUGUUGAUGGGAUUAAGAUAAAGGCCCCACAUGCAAUGACAGAAGAUAGGAUUGUUUGGAUAUCAGCGGCGAUCUUGGUGCUACUAUUCAUGGUACAAAGAUUUGGAACAGACAAAGUGGGCUACAGCUUUGCUCCGAUCAUCUGCGUUUGGUUUGCCUUAAUCGGUGGCAUUGGCGUUUACAAUUUCAUCAUAUACGAUCCAACUGUUGCUAAAGCCAUAAAUCCAAAGUACAUCGUAGAUUAUUUUCGGAGGAAUAAAAAAGCUGCUUGGGUUUCCCUUGGUGGUAUUGUACUCGCUAUAACAGGAACUGAGGCAUUAUUUGCGGACGUUGGUCACUUUACAGUUCGUUCAAUUCAAAUAAGCAUGUGCUGUGUGACCUAUCCGGCUCUCGUAUUGGCAUACACUGGACAAGCCUCCUUCCUUAGAAAGCACAACGAACUUGUUGAACACACCUUUUACAAGUCUAUACCAGGGGAUUUGUUUUGGCCAAUGUUUUUGGUGGCCGUAAUGGCAUCAAUCAUAGCAAGUCAAGCCAUGAUUUCAGGAACUUUCUCUAUAAUCCAACAAUCCCUGUCACUAGGAUGUUUCCCUCGGGUGAAAGUGCUGCAUACCUCGGCUAAGUAUGAAGGACAAGUUUACAUACCUGAAAUCAAUUAUCUUCUUAUGGUGGCUUGUGUGGCAGUCACUUUAGGUUUCAGGACCACUGCUAAGAUUGGCAAUGCCUAUGGGAUAGCGGUGGUUUUUGUGAUGACCCUCACGUCGACCUUCCUAGUGCUAGUCAUGAUCAUAAUAUGGAAAACCCACAUCUCUCUCGUAAUUUUCUACAUUCUGAUUAUUGGCAGUGUAGAACUUCUCUAUCUAAGUUCAACUCUCUACAAAUUUAACCAAGGAGGAUAUCUUCCCCUAGCCUUUGCCGCAGUCCUAAUAGCUGUAAUGUAUGUCUGGAAUUAUGUCUUCCGAGCAAAGUACUAUUAUGAAUCUGAGCACAAAGUCUCUCCAGAGAAACUAAAGGAAAUAGCUGCUGGCAACAGCUUUUGUCGAAUCCCUGGGGUAGCCAUUUUCUACUCUGAGCUUGUUCAGGGCAUCCCACCAAUCUUCGAGCGCUACGUGGCGAACGUGCCAACUUUGCACUCAGUCCUAGUCUUCGUCUCCUUCAAAUCGCUUCCAAUAAGCAAGAUCCCAGUUGAAGAACGUUUUCUUUUUCGUCGAGUAGAGCCUAUGGAGCUUAAUGUCUUUAGAUGUGUCGUGAGAUAUGGAUACACCGAUGUGCACACUGAGGAGGAGCCCUUCGAGAAGCUCUUGAUGGAAAGGCUGAAGACGUUUAUUGAAGAAAAAAGGCAACAAGAUCAGGCAGUGGAGAGAGAGGUUGAGGCUGUCGACAAGGCAUGGCAUGCAGGUAUUGUUCACUUGAUUGGGGAGACUGAGGUGGUCGCCAGCAGGGGAGCCAGUGUAAUCAAAAGAGUUAUGGUAGAUUAUGCUUACGAUUUCAUGAAGAGAAAUUUGAGACAGAGUGCUAAAACGACGUUUGAUAUUCCUCACAAACGUAUGCUGAAAGUGGGCAUGACAUAUGAACUUUAG